Molecule: messenger RNA, 1110 nt
Organism: Gossypium arboreum
Lineage: Eukaryota; Viridiplantae; Streptophyta; Magnoliopsida; Malvales; Malvaceae
Product: BTB/POZ domain-containing protein At3g56230-like
Exons: 5
Coding region: 77-925 (282 amino acids)
Molecular function (GO): protein binding
Source: RefSeq, a predicted model, not a curated record
CACCGCAGUAGCCACUGCAAAGAUUAUUGUUUUUUAAUCUAAAGCGAUCAGAAGGGAGUAGGAAAUAAAAAAGAGAAUGAAAUGUUUUCUCCUCAAUUAUUCGGCUCUUCAUCUUCUGCCUGCUCCGGAGCAAGCAUAUUCAGUUCAGCAUUCGCCUCUGGACCCCCUUCAUCAACUUCAAGCUUUUCUGGAACAACUGAUACUUUUGGGUUUGGGUUUCGAGAUUCUUCCCAAUCAUCACCCAGUAGAAGGGAUUUCCCUCCUCGAUUCACUGUUUUCUUUCUUUGCUUAUAUCAGCGCAAAGUCAACUGUCACUACACCCGUGAACGAGAAACCAUUGACGGAUACUGAAGAUGAUUUGAUAAAGAGAAUAAGUUUCUUAAGUGGAUUUAUGAUGGCUUUCAAGGACCAAAUUCACACUGAUAUAAAGCUUAAGCCUAACAAUGGCCCCUGCAUUUCAGCGCACAAAUCUUUACUGGCAGCAAGAUCAGAAAUCUUUAAGAACAUACUAAGCUCAGACAACUGCAAGGCUCCACCGACCGAUACUGAUACGAUCACUCUAUCAGAGUUAAGCACCGAAGAGCUCAAGUCCUUCCUAGAGUUUCUUUACACUGGGGAUUUGCCUGCCGAUAAGUUUAAGAAGCAUGUUUAUGCGUUAUAUGUUGCAGCUGAUAAGUAUGAGAUUCCGUACUUACAAGAGUCGUGCGAGCGAUACAUGCUGAAUUCCUUGAAUGCAUCAAACGCUCUCGAUACUUUAGAUAUAUCGAAUUUGCAUUCGAAGAAGAAACUGAAGGAAACAACUUUGAACUUCAUCGUCCGGAACAUGAAGAGCAUAGUUUCGUCGCAGAAGUAUGAAGAAUUUGCAUCCAGCAACCCCCAUCUUUCUGUUGAGGUUACAAGGGCGUUUGUUGAGGCCAAAUUUUGAUGGAAGAGAUGGGAACGGUAAUAACAUGCAGCCAAUGGUAUGGAAACAAUGUCUAAACAUCAAUGUAACUAUGACUUUUAGAACAAAUUUUCCUUUUCGAUGAAUCGCAGUAUUAGUAUGUAUGUCUAUAUUGACCAAAUACUUUCAUAAACUUGGUAUAUAUACAAAAAGGAAUGUUGUUGGAA